Molecule: messenger RNA, 4545 nt
Organism: Mya arenaria
Lineage: Eukaryota; Metazoa; Mollusca; Bivalvia; Myida; Myidae
Product: transient receptor potential cation channel subfamily V member 3-like
Exons: 4
Coding region: 100-2697 (865 amino acids)
Biological process (GO): calcium ion import across plasma membrane
Cellular component (GO): membrane
Molecular function (GO): calcium channel activity; protein binding
Source: RefSeq, a predicted model, not a curated record
AUAAAUUUAAACAUUUCAAGGUAUAUAUUUUAGAGCCAACACCAUUCGUUCAGAAAUUGUUUAUACCAAGAAAUUAAACGUAUCAAAAGGAAUUUUACAAUGGACGCGAAUGUAUUUGUAGGUGAAGUUAUAGAUGAAAUUAUAGAUAAAGUUUCAUUAACAGAUGGUGAAAUAAAAGUUAAAAUACUUAAAUCAGCCAUUAAACAUAUACGCAACCUAAGCGAUGGAGCCUUAAUAGAUCCAGACACGUUGAAUGAAAUAGACAAGGUUGUUGAUAAGUUAGAUGAAACUUUUUUGGAACAAACAAUAAAAAAAGAAGAAGAAAAUUACAAUAUUCUUUACAUUACCAUAGAGAAGUACCAUUCGUCGCUGAAGGCGGUUUUAUGGAAGAUGAUUGAAAAAUACCCGAAUUUAAUUUCCCUUCCGCGUAAGGAAGAAGAUUACGAAGGGCACACCGCCUUUCAUUUAGCAAUCUGCAAAAAUAAUCAAGUUCUUGCCAAAAGAUUGCUUUACAGGGUUUUCAAGGUUGGGGAGGAUAAAAAGAAGAAAUUAGGGGAGGAUAAAAAGGAGAAAUUAGGAGAGGAUGGAAAGAAGAAAUUAGGGGAGGAUGAAAAGAAGUUAUUAGGGGAGGAUGAAAAGAAGAAAUUAGGAGAGGAUGAAAAGAAGACAUUAGGAGAGGAUGAAAAGAAGAAAUUAGGAGAGGAUGAAAAGGAGAAAUUAGGGAAGGAUGAAAAGGAGAAAUUAGGGGAGGAUGAAAAGGAGAAAUUAGGGGAGGAUGAAAAGAAGAAAUUAGGAGAGGAUGAAAAGGAGAGUUUAGGAGAGGAUGAAAAGAAGAAAUUAGUGGAGGAUGAAAAGCAGAAAUUAUGGGAGGCUGAAAAGAAGAAAUUAGGGGAGGAUAAAAAGAAGAAAUUAUUCGAAAGACGUGCGACAGGGAGAAACUUUAGGGAAACUGUGAUGCUCGGAGAAUUGCCUUUGUUCACUGCUGCCUUGUCGUUUAACAAAGAAAUGUUUCUGUUUUUGCUGACGAAAGGGGCGGACUUGUAUGCUAUAAACGAAUCCGAAGACAAUAUAUAUCACACUCUGAUAAGAUAUGCUCACUACUAUCAAAACAAAGUAGACGAUGUCAUCAACAUGCUUACAACUAUCAAGGCUAUUGACAAAACAAAACAGAAGGAACUCAAAGCUGAACAUAAAGAUUCAACCAAUGCCACGUCAAUGGGACCAAAGCCUGGAACACUCUGGACUUGGAGAAACAAAUCGGGUUUGAAUCCUUUAGAGCUAGCGACGAAAUUCGGUCUUUGUGACAUAUUCGUGAUGAUAUACAACUCACAGCCGUACUUUAUUGGACAAUCAAACGAUGGACUGAAAGACAUUAAGAAGUUCGAUAUAACGGACUUAGAUCCUAUUGUGCACGACGCCAGUGAUUCCGGAUCCAUCCUGAACUUCCUUUUCGAAAUUAAUCCUUCGAAAGCAAUGCCUUUUAUUCGUACGCCUCAGAUCAGCAAAAUUAUUGAGGAGAAAUGGUCACACUACAUGCCAUGUGUCUAUAUUUGGUUCAUUCUGCACUUGGCAUUCAUGAGCUUCCUCACGUGGUAUGCAAUCGCAAGUUCGGAACAGAAUUUCAAUGACGAGACGCAAUUCAAUGUUGAUGCACCUCCUUCCUACAGGAACCUUGAUACGGCUACUGUUAUAGUUUCCCCCUGUAUUUGCCUUUUUGGGGGACUUCUGUACACUUUGCCGGAAGUCGUAAAAGUUUUAAAAUCUGGGUGCACGUCGGAAACCGGAACUCUUAGUACAAUAUGGACUUGGAUGAAAAACCCAAAACUGAAUCCCUACAGUAAUGGGGCUUACAGAAGCAUUAUCGUGCUUUUUGCGACCAGUUUAAUUUUGGGCAGUUGUUUUGCAUUGGUGGUCGGGGUGCAUCAAGAUUUCAAAUACGAACAGUACUGUUUGUACAUUUCAGUUAUAAUUGGAUGGCUGUUUGUUGUAUUCUUCCUUAGAAUGUUCAAGCAUUUCAGUUUCUUCGGCGUUCUUCUUCAAAAGGUGAUUUUCGGCGAUAUCACUCGGUUUAUACUCUUUUUUCUCCUAAUUAUCUUUGGAUUCGGUACGGCGAUGUUUAUGGCCAUUCAGGGCUCGCCUGCUACAGAUGAUCCAGAGUACUCCACCUAUGGCAGAACCUUGUUGUCCAUGAUAAAACUGAUAGGCGGAGUAGGAGAUUCGCCAAGCUUCUACGAGACAAGAAACCCGGGAAUAUGCGUCACCAUCUUUUUAAUCUACAUCGCCAUGACAGCUAUAGUCAUUCUAAACGCUCUGAUCGCAAUGAUGGGAACAACAUGCACGCAACUGCUUGAAAACGUUGAUAACGUACACUCCCAUGAUCGUUAUUGGAAACUAGAACGUCUCUCCAUAAUUUUGUUCUUGGAAAGCAUCCUUCCUGAGUAUUGGAUCGCGAGGGUCGGGAAGAAGCCGAAGACUGAAGACGAAGACGACCCCAAAAAGGAUAAGCGAUAUCUGGAGAUCCGUUCCAUUACCGAUUUAGACAGCAAGGAGAUCGUUGAUAAGAGAGAAAACAAUUUACAAGAGUUGCAAAGACCUGCACGAAGCAUAGACAUUUAUCACAUCAACCAAUGUGAACAUUUCAAACCAUACCAAAACUUUAGGUAUAUUUCAGAUUGUCCACAAGAUUCCAAAAAAUGAGUGCGUGACGCUAAUCUUGCAUAAGAUGAGCACAUUUUUUGUUUGUUUUUAUUUAAAAACCUUUAAUUAACUGUCUGUAACAAUUGUUCAUUAGUGAUUGACUAGAAACAUCCUUUUUAAUAAGUACCUAUACUCCUAUUAAUGUAUGUACAUAAUUGUUUGUAAAUAUACGCCUAUGAAUGUAUGUACAUGUAUAAAUGGAAGUAUACGCCUAUGAAUGUAUGUACAUGUAUAAAUGGAAGUAUACGCCUAUGAAUGUAGUACAUGUAUAAAUGAAAGUAUACGCCUAUGCAUGUAUGUACAUGUAUAAAUGUAAGUAUACGCCUAUGAAUGUAUGUACAUGUAUAAAUGGAAGUAUACGCCUAUUAAUUAAUGUAUGUGCAUGUAUAAAUGGAAGUAUACGCAUAUGAAUGUAUAUACAUGUAUAAAUGGAAAUAUACGCCUAUGAAUGUAUGUACAUGUAUAAAUGGAAGUAUACGCUUAAUAAUGUAAGAACAUGCAUGUUUAAAACUUACGCGUUUUAAUGUUUGUUGCCUAUAUGGCCUAUAAGUGCAUGUAAAUCUACAUGUAUGUUUGACAAUAUGUGUUUAUUAAUUCAUGUACAUGUAUAAAUGGAAUUAUUCGCCUAGGAUUGUUUGGAAAUAUACGCCUAUUAAUGUAUUUACAUGUCUCUUUGUAAAUAUACGCGUAUUAAUGUAUGUACAUGUUGGUUUAGAAAUCUACGGGCAUUAAUGAAUGCACAUGUAUGAUUGUUUGUAAAUAUAUGCCUAUUAGUGUAUGAACAUGUAUGUUUGUAAAUAUAUGCCUAUUAAUGUAUGUUUGUAGAUAUACGCAGAUUAAUGAAUGUACAUGUAUGUCUGGAAAUAUACGCCUAUUAAUGUAUGUAUAUGUAUGUUUGGAAAUAUAAGACUAUUUAUGUAUGUUUGGAAAUAUACGCCUAUUUAUGUAUGUACAUGUAUGUUUGGAAAUAUACGCUUAUUAAUGCAUGUACAUGUUUGUUUGGAAAUAUACGCCUAUUAAUAUAUGUACAUGUAUGUUUAAGAAUAUACGCUUAUUAAAGUAUGUACAUGUAUGUUUAGAAAUAAAUGCUUAUUAAUGUAUGUACAUAAAUGUUUAGAAAUAUACUCUUAUUAAUGUAUGUACAUGUAUGUUUGGAAAUAUACGACUUUUAAUGUAUGUACAUGUAUGUUUGGAAAUAUACGACUUUUAAUGUAUGUAAAUGUAUGUUUAGAAAUAUACGCUUAUUAAUGUAUGUACAUGUUUGUUUAGAAAUAUAUGCUUAUUAAUGUAUGUACAUGUUUGUUUGGAAAUAUACGCUUAUUAAUGUAUGUACAUGUUUGUUUGGAAAUAUACGCUUAUUAAUGUAUGUACAUGUUUGUUUAGAAAUAUACGCUUAUUAAUGUAUGUACAUGUAUGUUUGGAAUUAAAUGCCUAUUGAUGAAUUUACAUGUGUGCCUGAAUUAACCUCUAAAUAUUUUUAACAUUUAACGCCUACACUAAGGUUUACGGCUAUCCGUUACCUGUUAUAUCGCAGUACAUACUACAUAAGUUGUUAUCAUCUUCUUUUUACAAGUCAACAAUAAGUUGGGUGUGACCUUCGCUUAAUAUACCAAAAAAUGAUGACGUCACUUCCUGUUUCCUUUCAUAAGCCUUUGACAACGGGUAACAUAUUUUUUUCCACCCAAAUUCGAUUCCGUUGAGACAUUUCUGCAAUCGGUAUUCCCUCAAUUACUUGUGUAAUGAUCAAUGAAAUCGCUAAACGAAUCGUUAUCUGUAUAUCUCAAUUCAGGCGCGUAGCUGUCUAUACACGAGUCAGCGGCCGAAUCCACAUGAUUCUGACAAAAAAUA